GUUUUGAUUCUAUCCUCCUCCUUAUCAAACAAAGAAAAAUUUUUUUUUCUUUUUUUUAUUUCUUUUUUAAUAAUAUUUUUAUAUCUAUUUCUUAACCAGAAAUUUAUUUUUAUUUAUUAAAAAGAACAAAGGAAUUUACUUGUAUUCGUGCCACAUAAAAAAAAUUUAUCUAUUUUUAUUCUUUAUUGUUAAGAACUUUGAAAAACGCACAGACUUACGAUUAUCUGCACGCACGUGUUUUUGUACAUUAUAAAAAACGCCAACUUUAUUUAUACAAAAGCCUUUUCUUACGAUAUAUCUAUUAUUAUUAUAUCUAUUAUUUUUCUUUAAACUUCAUUUUUUUUCCCUUAAACAAUGGAUAUUUUGGAACUUAUUCACAUGGAAUCUCAAUAUAGCGAAAGCCGCCCAUUCCGAUGCACUUGGGAAGGAUGCACGAAAGCAUUUUCAAGAAGGUCUGACCUAGCUCGACAUGGGCGUAUUCACACAAAUGAAAGACCUUUUGCUUGUAACGAGCCUGGUUGCGGAAAAUCUUUUAUCCAGAGAUCCGCCCUUACCGUUCAUAUGAGAACUCAUUCAGGAGAACGUCCACAUGUUUGUGAACAUCCUGAUUGUAAUAAAUCGUUUAGCGAUAGUUCUUCAUUAGCUAGACAUCGACGUAUUCAUACCGGAAAACGUCCUUACAAGUGCGGUUUUGAAAAUUGUGGAAAAAGCUUUUGUCGUAAAACAAACUUGACGCGACAUCAUCGAAGAACUCAUUUGAUGGCUUUGAAAACUGAAAGACCUUUCAUAUGGCGUACUCCAAUUGAUAAUUCUAAUAUUUCAAUUUCCGAUCAGUUUUAUCAUCCGUAUCUUUCUACUCCUAUUGGACCCAUGUUAUCUCCAGGUUCAUUAUUAUCAUCUCUAACUUCUUCUGGUUCUACUUAUUCAACAACUGGUUCAUCACCAAGUUCUCCAACCAUUCCAACAAUUUAUGCUCCUCAACCAGUAUUACCAACUCCUCAAGUUGGUUCUUAUUAUUCCAAUGUUAUCGGAUUACCAGCCUAUGAUAAUAAUGGAUAUACGUCACCAACCACUUUAUCUUCAGCUACGUCAUCACCGAGUCCUCCAGAAACACCAAUUUUACCAAAUGUACCUAUUCAUUGUAUGAGCGAAUGUCCUUGUUGUUGGCAAAAUCAUUUCUUACAAUGGCAAAUUCAACAAGUACAACAAGUACUCAAACAAAAUUCAUCAAGAUUUCAAUAUAAUCAAAAUGAUGUUGGUAAUGUUGGUACAAAUUUUAUUCCUUGUAAUUAAAAAAGGAAUUUCAGGAGUUUAGUAAUUAACGAGGUUAAAUAAGGGUUGGAUUAAUUAUUUGUAUUAUUUAAUUGUAAAAUAGGAUAUAACUUACUUUGAUUAUUGAGUUGUGGGUUAACGGAUUAUUUGAUUAUGAGUUGACAGACUUUGAGUUGAUGGGUUAUUUUGAUUUUUAGUUGAGUUUGCGGAUUAUUUUGGACUUUUGAGUUGGCGGAUUAUUUAUUUGUUGACGAUUUUGAGUUGGCGGAUUAUUUAUUUGCUGACGAUUUUGAGUUGGCGGAUUAUU
Messenger RNA from Rhizophagus irregularis DAOM 181602=DAOM 197198, 1579 nucleotides. The record is from RefSeq and is a predicted model, not a curated record. Lineage: Eukaryota; Fungi; Glomeromycota; Glomeromycetes; Glomerales; Glomeraceae.